ACUCUUAUCAUGCUCAUCAUGUGUGAGAAAGGAGGCCAACUACUUUGAAGAGACUCAGAACUUACAGAAGGAGAAUUUCGUUUGGACCACGCUCUGGUUGUCCUGUGCUCUGCCGCAUUUUGGCUGGUAGAACGCUGAGUAAUGCCCCAGCACCGCCGUCAAGAUGAUAGAUAGUCUUUUUAUGAUUAACGAGACUGGGGAUGUGUUUAUGGAAAAACACUGGAAGAGUGUAGUCAGCCGAAAUGUGUGCGACUACUUCUUUGAGGCCCAAAACAAGGCAGCUGCUCCGGAAGACGUGCCACCCGUCAUCUCCACUCCACAUUUCUACUUGAUUAGUGUCUACAAGAACCGUGUUUUCUUUGUUGCGGCUAUUAGUCAAGAAGUUCCUCCUUUGUUCGUCAUUGAAUUCCUUCACCGGAUAAUGGACACUUUCAAGGAGUACUUUGGUGGCUGCAACGAGUUGGAAAUCAAGGACAACUUUGUGAUUGUAUAUGAGCUGCUGGAGGAGAUGCUUGAUAAUGGAUUCCCAUUGGCAACUGAGCUCAACGUUCUGAAGGAAAUGAUUCGUCCGCCAAGCAUGCUCCGUUCUGCUGUGGACUCAGUGACAGGAGGUUCUCAUGUGUCUUCAACCCUGCCCACUGGGCAGCUGAGUAAUGUACCGUGGAGACGAGUGGGUGUCAAGUAUGCGAACAAUGAGGUGUACUUUGACUUAAUCGAAGAGGUGCAUUGCAUUGUCGACAAGACAGGAACAACUAUCUUCGCUGAAAUUCAAGGAUCGGUUGAAGUCUGCUGCAAGCUGUCUGGUAUGCCCGACUUGACCUUAUCAUUCGUCAAUCCUAGGAUCCUUGAUGAUGUUAGCUUCCACCCAUGUGUACGAUUCCGACGCUGGGAGGCUGAACGUGUCUUAUCGUUUGUCCCGCCGGAUGGAAAUUUCCGUUUGAUGUCAUACCAUAUCACAGCUCAGAAUAUUGUUGCACUACCCAUCUACGUCAAGCCAUCCUUCUCAUUUAAAGAGGGACAGAGUGGACGAAUUGAACUGACCGUCGGUCCCAAGCAAACAAUGGGCCAUGUGGUGGAGGAUGUUGUCGUUGAGGUGAUAAUGCCCAAAGCUGUACAAAGUCUGAGCAUGCACUUGGCUGGUGCAGGCGGACCCCACACGUACGAUCCAGUCAGCAAAGUUCUGCGGUGGGAAGUGGGCAAGAUUCAGCUGCAUCGCCCAGUGGCUACCUUAUCCGGAUCGGCCACGAUGCAGACAGGUUCCGCUGCGCCGGAUAGCAACCCGACCACGACGGUUCAGUUCAACUUACCCUCUGUUGCCGUGUCCGGGCUGAAGGUGAACCGCUUGGAUCUCUAUGGAGAGAAAUACAAGCCGUUCAAGGGAGUCAAGUACAUCACCCGUGCUGGCAAGUACCAGAUACGGGCGUAGCCAAUGCUAACCUGUUAUUAAUUCUGGCCCCUUGCUGUGUGCCACAUAUUGCCAUACUGCUUCCGUGUUUGCCCAUAAUACGCAUGACAACACUAUCAUUAAUAAAAGUUGCUAUCAAAGCUAAGAAGUCCCAAAUAUAUUUUGCUCUUGGCUUGCAUGAAACAAGAUUUCGGAGAAAAGCUCCCAUCACUCUGUGUGUUACACACUAGCAUGAAUUCAGCAUAAUUCUUUUAUUCUUUUGUUGUAUUUUGCAUAUUAGUACAUUACUACUAUUAUUAUUAUAUCACUAUGAUACCCUGCGCCUGUGGCAAUGAGACUUUUGGUGAGAGUCUUUUAUUUCGCAAUGCGCAUAUUGUUUGUUUGUUUGUUUUUCCAUUCACUGACCAUGUACUGAACUAUUGAUGCAGCCCUGUGUGCAUCGAUCGCUAACAGUUACUUACCGCCACGUGUAGAUACGUCUACUGUAUCUCUCCCUUGUUUCUAACUUAGUGACUAUGUAGGACACUCACUUUCUUACCGCAUUGAACCAUGAUAGGCGCCCAGAUCUUACCGAGCCAUCUCUUGACGUUCUUAGGUAGUUGUAGGGUGCAUAGUCCGCAAGCAUGUGCAUUAUUGUGCAGCAGUGGCAGCAGCAGCUGUCAUUGUACCUUCUCACAGCAUUCUUAUAACUGUUGUGUAAGCACAUGCCAUAAAACUAUCUCAUCCCUUUUUUCAA
This is a messenger RNA of Sycon ciliatum, 2141 nucleotides long. RefSeq names its product AP-3 complex subunit mu-1-like. The record is from RefSeq and is a predicted model, not a curated record. The coding region runs from base 164 to 1426 and encodes 420 amino acids. Gene Ontology annotation, biological process: intracellular protein transport; endocytosis. Lineage: Eukaryota; Metazoa; Porifera; Calcarea; Leucosolenida; Sycettidae. The transcript is spliced from 14 exons. Gene Ontology annotation, cellular component: cytoplasmic vesicle; clathrin adaptor complex.